Molecule: messenger RNA, 588 nt
Organism: Homalodisca vitripennis (glassy-winged sharpshooter)
Lineage: Eukaryota; Metazoa; Arthropoda; Insecta; Hemiptera; Cicadellidae
Product: coiled-coil domain-containing protein 8 homolog
Exons: 3
Coding region: 182-538 (118 amino acids)
Source: RefSeq, a predicted model, not a curated record
UCGUCAGAUAUUUUUGCCCAGUACAUUACAGCUCAGUCGGGAGAAAGGCAAACUUACUGUAAGGUUCUUAAGCGCAAUUCAUAAUUGAAUUUGCAUUAUUGGAUUUGAAGGUCAAUUUUUACAAUGAUGGUACAAAAUCGGCCAUACGACGUUCCAGAAGCGCGGAUACACUGAGAAUACAAUGUCGCAGUCCAAGCUAUCUUCCCUGUUGGUGGGCUUAUGUGUUGGUUUCUUUUUGGUGUCUAUAGCCUCCUGCGCCAGUAUAGCUCAGCCCAUAGCCUUGCCUGUAGCCUCUCCAGUAUCUAUCCCAGAGGCAGAAGCAGCAGCAGAAGCAGUGAGUGAUGCAGCUGUUAAAGCGAUAGCUGAAGCGGUAGGUAGAGCCAAGGGAGCAGGGGUCGCUGACGCUACAGCCAAAGCAGCAGCAGAUGCAGGGGCUGAAGCAGUAGCUCACGCGUUAGCCAGGGUGCUAGCUUCAUUGAAAGCCGAAGUGAUGUCUGAAUACUGUUCAGUUGAGGAUUUUGAUUUUGGGCCAUUUUAGAAAAUAUAAAAAACGGCCAUUUAAAUAAAUGCACGUUAUUAGAUUUUGUA